Molecule: messenger RNA, 2580 nt
Organism: Rubroshorea leprosula
Lineage: Eukaryota; Viridiplantae; Streptophyta; Magnoliopsida; Malvales; Dipterocarpaceae
Source: the annotation of a GenBank genome assembly
GGUAGCCAUGGAAGGAACGCGGCUGAGAAGAUACGGAAGGGGCCACGCCGUAGUCUCCUCCCGCUCCGCUCUUCUCCUUCUUCUCCUCCAAACAACACGCUUUCGUGUUGCUACUGCGACCUCAAAGUCUAAGUCUUCAAUGAUCCUCUCUUCCAUUUCGGACGGAAACACGCCGCGUUUCUCCGACACUGGUUUUCCGUUGGCGUCGGUUUCAGCCUCACCGCACUCCUAGCUACUCUUAUUCUUGUUUGGCAUCUGUUCCGAGGAAGCAAUACGCUCGGCGGCUUGAGCAUUUUCCCCUCAGUUAGAGCAAUAUCAUUAGCUGACGCUGGAUUUUUCGUCCUUUCUACUUUGCUUUCCGUCACCGUCCAUGAAUUGGCCACGCCGUUGCGGCUACCAGGUCUCCUUUUCAUUCUUGUACUCUAUCUCAUUAUAGGCAAAGAACUUGUUAGGGUGAGGAGUUUAGCUGCACAACGAUAGACUCUAAUGUUUGGUUCCGUAGGCUUCGUUAAUUGGAGUAGCAGUGAUGGCAUAAGGUUGGAACACAUUGCUGUUUUCGUUGCACUUCUAUUCCCGGGUGCUCUUGUUGCUUUUGAUUACGACUUGUUGCGAGAAUUGCCUCGCUUUACUGCUCUGGUAUCUGGCAUAAUGCAGUGGUUUUGGAUGUUGCUUCUACAUCACCUUUAUAUGGUGUUUUAUCCCCUGGGGAUGUAAUAGUGUCAUUGGAUGGUGUACACAUCCAUGAUGAACAAGAGUGGAGGGAUAUGACUGCUCUGUUAGAUGAAAAAAUGAUUAAAGGUUUGUCUAAUUCCUAUUAUUCAAAAAAAUUUGGAGCAGUUGGUGGCAGAAAGGGCUACUGUGUCCCAAUUCAUUAUUGGAAGAAGGCAAGAAGAUUAUGUUCAGUGAUAACAAAUAAACUGUCCUAAUGAACUUGCUGCAUUUGAUAGCAUUGACUGCUCUAAUUCAAGUAAACCAGAAGACAUGGUUGGUCAAGAUGGUCUUCAGAACAAGGUAGGAAGUAAAACCUGUUUGAAUGCAAAGGAGGUUGUUAAGCUUGAUAAAUAUGCUCCCAGGACAAGUCUUGCUUAAGUCCAGUUCAGCUGCCAGGUUUUAUUUGGGUUGAGAUUACAUAUUCAAGGCCUUAUUCUCUUGAAUGCCUGGAAAUUAGAAGAAAUUCCUCAUUAGAUUUCAGUACUUCCAACAUUGCUGAACAGAACUGUUGUGGUACUUUUGUUUUUGUUGGCGAUGUGAUAUCUAUGGUGCAUACAGUUCAGUUAACUGCAUAUUGGCCUCGAUGGAAUUUGGCUUUUGGUGCAUCUCUUCCAAAAUUUCUGGAAAGGAGUCUGAUAUGCACAUUCCAUGUAUCGUUAACACUAGCUCUUCUUAACGGUCUGCCAGUUAAGUAUUUGGGCUGUUUACUUUAAUGUUAAAUUGAGCACUGUAGGAGCAUGUUUCCUAACAGCAAGCCUAGCAUACUAAAAGCAUGCAUGCAAGCUGCUGAUUGGAUACCCACUAUGUUAGGAAAAGUUCUCAUGGACUCAGUCUGUAAGAUGUUAGGUGUGCUCCUGACUGUGAUUUCUUCAUGCAUUCUAGUUAGAAGAACCACUGGCUAGGGGGGAUUUUUAUCAACUCCCCUUGAUAAAGAGAUAAAGGUCAACAUAUGAAAAUUUAUGUUAAAUUGAACAAUUCUGUUAAUAAAAAAGAUUGCAGUUUAAGGUGAUGAUAGAAAUACAUCACGUGGUAAAGAGGUCUAUUAGAGAAAUAACUGAAUAGGUAAGCUUUCUGACUUUAUGUUCAAUGCAACAGAUGCAUGGCAUAAUGAUAUAACUUUAUGCUCUACGUGUUGUGAUCUUUAGGUUUUCUGUUUCUCCUAUACAAUGUGAUCAAGCAGUUUGCUGCCCUUAAUUGUUAUCUCUCUAAAAAAUCAGUUAGUUGCCAUUAUUUUUGUUUAAGUGACUAAUAUGUUCUCUUUUCAAUGGUUAGGGAUGCAGCAGAAAUGUGAUUCUUAAUGGCCUUCAGAGAAUUUUUCUUUUGUCUAAUCAUAAUUGUAUUUUCAUAGGUAUAUUUCUAGAUGGUGAAUCAAUUUUAGAGGUGACUCUGUGUUACUUCACUACGCUGAGCCCAAGGGGAAGAAGAAAAAUUCUUCAAAUAUGUCUUUUGGGAGGAACAUUCAUUUCUAUACUUGCCUUUCUGAAGAUCUUCUUCAAUUUGAUCUAAGUGAAAGGUAAGUAGUGUUCCUUUGUUAACCUCUUCUCUCUCUUAGCCUAACACAGACACUUUGAGAAAAACAAACAAGAGAGAGAAGUUUUCUUUUACUUUUGUUUUUUUAAGUUUCUGUAUUUGCAUGUCUUGUGAUAUUUGGGAUGCAAUUUGAAGGGUGUUUGUAUAUUCAGUAUACAUAUUUUGUCAAUAUCUUGCAAGUGCGGAGCCAGGAUUAGGCCCAGGGUAGGGCAAUUUUCUGAUACUUCCUCUUCCGACUUUUUGAGCCCAUGGUAGGGCAAUUUUGCUCUUGCUUGAGCUUUUUCUUCCUAAACUAUUUGAGGCCAUGGGCCUAUAUGGGGCCACCACUGUCUUCUUGAG